Molecule: messenger RNA, 1998 nt
Organism: Cucurbita pepo subsp. pepo (vegetable marrow)
Lineage: Eukaryota; Viridiplantae; Streptophyta; Magnoliopsida; Cucurbitales; Cucurbitaceae
Biological process (GO): protein phosphorylation
Molecular function (GO): ATP binding; protein serine/threonine kinase activity
Source: RefSeq, a predicted model, not a curated record
AACAUUAAAUAACAAUAAACAAGAACAUGUUCUUUGACAAAAAGAACAAGAAUAUAAGAACAUUAUAAAAGAAUAGACAUAAAUUCUGUCGGCUGUCUCAAUUUUUGGUCGCAAUGGCAAUGAAGGAUACAUCUCGUAGAAACAGAGAGAGAGCGCGCGGAAAUGUCGUCCGCUUUGCAAAAACAGGGGAAGGAAGAAACGAACGAACGAACGAAUCUCCAUUUCCCACAUUUCAGGACGACAAAUGGAUUCCAACAGACAAAGAAAUGUCGUCCGCUUUGUUAAUUUUUUGAGGCGCCAUUCUCCGACAAUCAACACGAAACAGAGGAAUGUUCUGGUUUUUGUUGGAGAAAUUGAAAAGAAAAAGGGGCAUAAAUGGAGGAUCAUCGGAAGGUUGAAGCCGAGGAAGAAGACGAAGUGGGAACCGCCGCCGUGGAGGAGGAGGAGGAGGAGGAGGAGGAGGAAGAAAUCGGAGUUGUGGGUUCGAGCUUGACUCUGGAGAAGGUCGCUGCAGCCAAACAGUUCAUUGAGAAUCAUUACAAGGCUCAAAAAAAGCACAUUCAAGAACGCAAAGAGAGGCGUUCCGUGCUCGAAAAGAAGUUGGCAUCUUCAGAUGUCUCAGAAGAAGAACAAAUUAAUCUAUUGAAAGAUUUGGAGCUCAAGGAGACUCAAUACAUGAGGCUGAAAAGGCAUAAAAUUUGUGUCGAGGAUUUCGACCUUUUGACGAUUAUUGGUCGAGGUGCUUUCGGGGAGGUCAGGCUUUGUCGGGAGAAGAAAACAGGCAACAUCUAUGCCAUGAAGAAGCUGAAGAAAUCAGAAAUGCUCAGCAGAGGACAGGUUGAACAUGUCAGAGCUGAAAGGAAUUUACUUGCAGAAGUUGCAAGUCACUGCAUUGUGAAACUCUAUUAUUCUUUCCAAGAUGCUGAAUACUUGUAUCUUAUCAUGGAGUAUCUUCCAGGAGGUGACAUGAUGACUUUACUGAUAAGGGAGGAAACUUUGACAGAAACCGUGGCUAGAUUUUACGUCGCCCAAACUGUUUUGGCUAUAGAGUCGAUUCAUAAACAUAACUACAUCCACAGAGAUAUAAAACCUGAUAACCUUCUAUUGGACAAAAGGGGUCAUAUGAAACUCUCUGAUUUUGGUCUUUGCAAGCCUCUUGACUGCACAAAUCUAUCUUCUAUAAAUGAAAAUGAAGUCCUUGACGACGAAAACUUGCCUGACACGGUGGACGUGGACGAGAGCUUUCCAGAUAAGAAAAGCGGGAGGCGUUGGAAGAGCCCCCUCGAACAACUUCAGCACUGGCAGAUUAACAGAAGGAAACUGGCGUUUUCCACGGUUGGCACUCCAGAUUACAUAGCUCCGGAAGUGUUGCUAAAGAAAGGAUACGGUGUGGAAUGUGACUGGUGGUCUCUUGGUGCAAUAACGUACGAAAUGCUUGUCGGUUAUCCGCCAUUUUAUUCUGAUGAUCCAAUAACAACAUGCCGAAAGAUUGUGCAUUGGAAAAAUCACUUAAAAUUCCCUGAUGAGUCAAGAUUAUCACCUGAAGCAAAAGACAUGAUCAGUAGGCUGCUCUGCAAUGCUGAGCAUAGGCUUGGUACUGGAGGCGCAGAACAAAUCAAGGCUCAUCCUUGGUUUAAACAUACCGAGUGGGACAAACUCUAUGACAUCGAUGCAGCGUUUAAGCCCGAGGUCAACGACGAACUCGAUACGCAGAAUUUUAUGCAGUUUGAUGAGGUCGAUCCACCGCCAACGAGAACCGGAUCUGGACCAAUAAGGAAGAUGUUGUUGACUCCCAAAGAUCUCAGUUUUGUUGGUUAUACAUACAAAAAUUUUGAAGCUGUCAAAGGACUACACCAUUCAUUUGAUUUGAAAUCGAGCAUCACCCCGACUCGGACUUCGUCAGUUGACUCGACUAAAAGUGACUCGGCAUUGAUCAACUACUCAACAGAGGACAGGGAAGCCAUGUUGGCACCAUCAGGGGAUGCUUUGUCACAGUAA